AUGCUUGAGCUUCAACCUACACAGAGCACUGUUGAUAUUGAAGAGUUGGUUGAUGACUUUGUUACAUACUACAUUGCCGGACAAGAAACUACAAGCAACUUGUUGUCAUUUGCAGUAGCCAUGGUACACACUCAUCCAACUGUCCUUGAAAGAUUGCAGGCUGAGGUGAAGGAGGUCCUGGGUGAGGAGACCAAUAUCACCAAAGAACUUCUACAGAAACUAGAGUAUACUGAGCAGGUUCUCUUGGAAACGUUGAGAAUGCAUCCACCUGUGCCUGGGAUUGGCAAGGAGGUUGCCCCUGAGGGCCUGGAUGUCGGUGGUUACCACGUCCCAGGAGGAACAUCUCUCAUGCUGCCUUUAUCUGUGCUCUGUCGAAUGCCCGAGUAUUUUGAUGAGCCAGACACUUUCAAUCCUGAUCGUUUCAGCCCUGAAAACACUCAGUAA
This is a messenger RNA of Halichondria panicea, 444 nucleotides long. RefSeq names its product cholesterol 24-hydroxylase-like. The transcript has 6 exons. Bases 1 to 444 code for a protein of 147 amino acids. Lineage: Eukaryota; Metazoa; Porifera; Demospongiae; Suberitida; Halichondriidae. Gene Ontology annotation, biological process: cholesterol catabolic process. The record is from RefSeq and is a predicted model, not a curated record. Gene Ontology annotation, molecular function: cholesterol 24-hydroxylase activity; heme binding; iron ion binding.